Molecule: messenger RNA, 697 nt
Organism: Mustela erminea (ermine)
Lineage: Eukaryota; Metazoa; Chordata; Mammalia; Carnivora; Mustelidae
Product: ral guanine nucleotide dissociation stimulator-like
Exons: 1
Coding region: 33-404 (123 amino acids)
Biological process (GO): Ras protein signal transduction; positive regulation of GTPase activity
Cellular component (GO): plasma membrane
Molecular function (GO): guanyl-nucleotide exchange factor activity
Source: RefSeq, a predicted model, not a curated record
GGGAAGCAACUAAGGGUCCUAGGCCCUUUUCCAUGUGGGAAAGUGGGGUGGGCCAGGACGCUGAAGUCUUUUCGGGGAGGGCCCCUGUGGGCACCAGACAGCAGGGACUCAUGACAAACCUACCCCUCAUGACACAGGGUGUCGUCCCAUACCUUGGCACUUUCCUCUCCGACCUGGUGGUGCUGGAUACAGCAAUGGAGGACUACCUGCAGGGCAAUGAGAUCAACCACCGCAAAAAGAAUAAGGAAUACCGAGUCCUCACGGACAUCAUGCUGCUCCAGGCGGCGGCAGAGAAUUACUGCCUAGAGCCCCAGCAUCCAUUCACGGCCUGGUUCUGGGCUGUGGAGAGGCUCAGCGAGGAUGACAGCUACAACCUGUCAUGCCAGCUGGAGCCGCGGUCCUAGCUGGCCAGCAGAACACAAGCACCAGGACCACUGGCUACAGCCACCACCAGACCUGAACCCGUGCACACUGGCUGAGCCAAGGAUUGCCCCUCGGCCCCUGGGCUACUUGUGGUGCACGAGCCCCAUCCGCUGCUCAACACCCCUUCCUCUCCCCUACAGAAUUACUUGUUCUGGAGGGGGCAAUAUUGAAUAUAAUUAAAGGGCUGUUAUUUAACCACAACAACAGCAACAACAACAACAAAAAGGAAUGAGAACCCUUGGGAUUAAAGUUUUCUUACCAAAAUAAUAAUAGU